Molecule: messenger RNA, 917 nt
Organism: Drosophila elegans
Lineage: Eukaryota; Metazoa; Arthropoda; Insecta; Diptera; Drosophilidae
Product: accessory gland protein Acp29AB-like
Exons: 1
Coding region: 63-875 (270 amino acids)
Source: RefSeq, a predicted model, not a curated record
UACAAAAUCAGUUUGCUGGCAACAUUCGCCUAUUGUGGUUCAAGACGCUUGAAAAUUUUGAAAUGAUUAAGUUCGGAAUUCUUUUACUUUACGCCUCUUUUGGUUGUAAUCUGUGCGGUAUGGCUAAAUCCCUGGAACAUACGAGUUCAGCUUGUGUUCUAACGGAUGCCCCAAAUCAAUGUGGAGCCUUUUGUCUUUCCGCUCAGCUUCCAUUCAUCGAUCACAACUACAAGGUUCAGGGGCAGUUCAGUUCCAUUACUAAAAUACUAAAUGAAGCCCUGAAAAGGCUGGAAGAUAUUGAAAAGGCACAAAAAGAAUCUGCGGCAAAUCAGGCCCUAAUGGAAAAAAUUGAAAAAGAAUUACUGGAAUCUAAAGCAACUGUAGAGAAGAUUCAACAAGAAAAUCUGGCCAAGAUGGAUAAAAUUGAAAAGGUUAUACUGGAAUCUGAGAAAACAAUUAAAGAGAUUCAAAAAAUUGUGCAAGAGCCCAAGGUUAUACCGCCUGGUUUCCAGCGGAUCGAAUCCAGAUAUUUUUAUAUAGAAAGCGAAAAUAAACAAACUUGGAAUAAUGCCGAGGACACUUGUCGUAAAAUGGGAGGUCAUCUGGCAGCUUUUAAAAGUCGAAAGGAACUUGACGCCGUCAUAGCGAAACUCCGUCAAGGACAUGCAUACUGGUUGGGCGUCAGUGACCAGGAAAAUGAGGGCGAUUUCGUAACUGCCUCCGGAAAUAAACCAAUAUUUAUGACCUGGGGCAGGGGAGAACCGAACAACCUAAAUAAAAGGGAGCACUGCGUCGACAUCUAUAGGGGAUUUAUGAAUGAUUUGCCGUGUAAUUUGCAACUUCAUUUUAUUUGCCAGUUAGACAGUGAAGUUUAAUAAAAACUAAAAAUACUAAGAUUAAAAUGUUAAAAUGUCCAU